Messenger RNA from Coniophora puteana RWD-64-598 SS2, 3154 nucleotides. RefSeq names its product enolase C-terminal domain-like protein. The record is from RefSeq and is a predicted model, not a curated record. Gene Ontology annotation, biological process: carbohydrate catabolic process; amino acid catabolic process. Gene Ontology annotation, molecular function: hydro-lyase activity; magnesium ion binding. The coding region runs from base 99 to 1508 and encodes 469 amino acids. The transcript has 19 exons. NCBI's taxonomy places the organism in Eukaryota, Fungi, Basidiomycota, Agaricomycetes, Boletales, Coniophoraceae.
CCUCUCCGCUGCCCGGCGCUUGCAUUCUCAGUGCCCCUUCAUCUCCCUCACUGAUAGGCGCAGACUCAUUUCACUGGUGUUUCAACUUGAGUUGCACGAUGCCCGGCAAGAUCGUUCGUUAUGAGACACAUGACCUCCGUUUCCCCACUUCGCUUACUGGAGAUGGCACAGACGCGAUGAACACAGACUGCGACUACUCGUCUGCUUAUGUUUCCAUCUACACCGAUGAUGGACAGGUCGGCCAUGGCAUGACAUUCACUAUCGGACGUGGAAAUGACAUUGUGUGUCGUGCAAUCGAAGAGCUGUCCACAAGACUGCUCAACAAGGACCCUGAAGAGUUUUUCGCGAACAUGGGCAAGGCGUGGGACUACAUGUGUGCGGAUCCACAGCUGCGCUGGAUUGGUCCCGAGAAGGGUGUCAUCCAUAUCGCAGCGGGUGCCGUGAACAAUGCGCUGUGGGACAUGUUCGCGCGUGCUAGAGGGAAGCCAGUGUGGAAGCUUGUGGUGGACAUGUCACCCGAGGAGCUUGUGUCUGCAACGGCUUUCAGGUACAUUACCGACGUGCUCACGCCCGAGCAGGCGCUCGCGAUGCUCAAGGAAAAGGAGGCGGGUAAGAAGGAGCGGGAGGCGAACGUACGGGAACUCGGAUACCCCGCCUACAUCACUUCCGCCGGCUGGCUAGCCUACCCCGACGACAAAGUUGCCCGCCUCACCAAAGAAGCCGUCGGCAACGGCUUCACACACUUCAAAAUGAAAGUCGGCGCUGACCGCGCCAUGGAUCUCCGGCGCGGUCUGCUCAUCCGGUCCAUCAUCGAUGACCCCGCGAAUCUCCCGCCGCACCUCAAGGACCGCAACCCCGAGACAGACCCGAGCCUGCGCGGGAAGAACGCCGGGCCGACGGGGGCGGUGCUCAUGGUCGACGCGAACCAGGUGUGGGACGUGCCGCAGGCGAUCGAGUGGAUGAAGGAGCUCGCGCCGAUCAAGCCGUGGUUCAUCGAGGAGCCGACCGCGCCCGAUGAUAUUCUCGGGCAUGCGGCUAUUCGUAAGGCGCUGAGGCCGCAUGGGAUCGGGGUCGCGACGGGCGAGCAUGCGCAUAAUCGGAUGGUGUUUAAGCAGCUGUUGCAAGCGGAGGCGAUUGAUGUGUGCCAGAUCGAUGCGUGUCGGCUUGCGGGGGUGAGCGAGGUGUUGAGUGUGCUGCUUAUGGCUGCCAAGUUUGGCAUCCCAGUGUGCCCCCAUGCUGGUGGCGUUGGCCUAUGCGAAUACGUCAUCCACCUUAGCUUGAUCGACUACAUUUGCAUCUCGGGCACCAUGGAGCGCAACGUGCUCGAGUUCGCGACGCACCUCCACGAACACUUCGUCUAUCCGUGCACGAUGAACUCCCGCGGGCGCUACAGUAUUCCGGUCAACCCUGCCGAGGGAUACAGCAUCGAAAUGCACAAGCAGAGUAUUGCGGAGUACGAGUUCCCAAACGGGAGCUACUGGGCAGGCGUUGCGAAGGAGAAGAAGUGAGGUUGAGACUAUGUGUCUACCUAUCGCUAGCUUUGACUUAGCGAGGGCCGAGGGGCUUUACCAUUGGAAGAUAUCUUGUAUUCCGUGUAGCUGUAAUUGUAUCAUGAAAGGGUUGCAUGUGUCUGUACAGGUGCUAAAUGACUAUCGAUGACUCUAAUGAAAUUGGGCGAGCCCGAGUGGUACCAGCCCUCGGAACGAGAAUAUCUAUAUCUCCAUCCCAGAAAAAAAUACAACAGUACCGCGGUAGACGUGAAGGAAGAAGGCUACCCUUAUACAGGGACAAACUCUACCAAAGCCAUCUCAGCGAGAUCCCAGUACUUCUCGAAUUUGAAACCUGCGUCAGUCGCCAGAGACAGGAACUCGCCAAGCGAGCGCUCCUUGGCAUUGAACUGGAGCUGCAUGUUGACGUCCAUGUAGUGCGCCCUCGCGCGGCCCGCGCCAAAGUUGGGCAGCAGCGGCGCAGGUGCGGACUCGAUGCCGUGUGCGAGGGACUCGGCGAGGCCGGAUUUGCGAUCGACGUGCUGCAAGACGUAAUCCUGGAUGAGAAGGCGACUGGUGGGGCUCAUGGACUUGCGGACGUUCUUGAAGAUGGUGAGGGCAUCGGCAUCGGGCCAGUCGUGGAUGAUGAAGCGAAGGAAGUACAGCUCGCAGCCCUCAACCGGGGAACCGUUGAAGAAGUCGAUUGGAACAAAGUUAGCGCGCUUGUUGGCGAUGACCUCCGGGUACUCCUUGGCCCAAUGGUCAAUCGUGUGAUUGACAACCUCCUCACGGUCCUGCAGCGUAACCGUAAGGUUUGGGAAUUUCCGCGCAAGCUGCAUCGAGAACGAGCCGACGCCAGCGCCGAUGUCGCAGAUGGAGGUAUAGUCCUGCCAAGGGAAAGCGUGUAGAGUAGCGAGUCCGCCCAAGCCCCACUGUAAACCCGUCAUGGCGAACGCAAAGUUCGUCCUUCGCUCUGGGUUUGCCUCAAGCCACUCGAAUAUCGACUUUCCCUCGAAGCCCUCCUGCUCGCGCGCGUAGUACAUGAACGCACUUUGGCUUGCCUCAUACGAGGGGCCGCACGUAGGAUCGUCCAGAUACUCGGAGAACACUGCACCAGUGCGGUACACUUCGGUGAGACCCCGGCUCGCGAGCGCGCUCCAGCCGUAUGGUAGCUCGGAACGUAACGAGUUGGAGAGGCGGUUGUUGGCGAAGACGUCAGUAUCAACUUCGAUGAAAACGUGUCGCGUAGCAUUGGCACGCAUAAUUUGUCCGAGCUUCGCUUCAGGCACGUUAAUCAUCCUGGCCAGCUCCUUCAGGUGCAGGCCUUCCGGGUGUUUGGCGAGGAUAUCGGGUACCUUGCGCUCCAGGGCAACACGGAGCAUUUGAGAAUCGAGAUGGUUGUACGCUCUUUGGUAGACGGUCUGGCCCACAGGACUGAGCAUCAAGGUGAGAUGCUCGCACGCACCCUCAAGGACACGCAGUGCCUUCUUGAGCGCAAUGACAUCCGUCGUGCUGUCGACUGGGUGCAGGACAGGCGACGAGAGCGAAGGGAUAUCCUCCCCAGUCUUUUGCCACUCAGAGACGGCGGCCGUCGCUGAAGAGGAGAUAAGCGAGAGGAGCGUGUCAACGUCGAUGUUUCCGGACAUAUUGUUGAGGGUGAAUGAAAG